Molecule: messenger RNA, 1131 nt
Organism: Penicillium taxi
Lineage: Eukaryota; Fungi; Ascomycota; Eurotiomycetes; Eurotiales; Aspergillaceae
Product: heme-dependent oxidative N-demethylase family protein
Exons: 3
Coding region: 1-1131 (376 amino acids)
Source: RefSeq, a predicted model, not a curated record
AUGGUCACUACUAUACCCCCAUGGCUUGCGGCCAUCUUCGUUGGCGUAACCUUCAUAAUUACAGUCUUGUUCAGAAGCCUUCGAGCGCCAAACAAUGGGCGUGAGUCGCUGAAGCCAGUUGAGGCCAACGAGAAAGCCGAAGCUGGCAGCUUGAACUUAAAGCUUAAGCCCAUUGUUGCAACAAGUGUAGUCGUUCCGCCUUUCGACUUUCGCAAAGAGCCACCCCGAGCGUACCGACCUUUCAAGACUCGCACGCAUGUUGCUAUGGGCAUCGAAAAGGUCCCUCAGUCGGACUGGAUACAGAUGGAUUGGGGAUAUCUUGAUCGACUUAACGAGCGCGUCCCUGUAAUGGAGAAAAAUCCGCAGUGGACAAUCGGCGUGAACGAAAUCAGCGCUCCGGCGAUCCUCGAGCUCUUCAAGGAGGUCAUGAUCGACCAUGUCCCUAAGCACUUCCCCUCCAUGUUCCGGCUGGACGGCGACAUCCUCACGAACCUUAUCACGCAACAGACUUUCGACGUUGAGCGCGCCAGUAAAGAUCCCCACCUGGCGCUGCGCACGCUCUGCCGUAACGUCGAGGAGGACUUUUAUCUCAUGUGUCCCGAUGGACAAGGCGACUGGCGAUUGCAAGGAUAUAUCUCGUGCUUCCCCGGCGGGUUUGACGGGCCAUCUCGAGUGGGCAUGUCGUUCCGGGACAUUCACCUGCCCGUGCCGCAUUAUGAAGAGCGCAUUGCCAAUGGAGUCGAUAAAUUUGUGCGCCGAAUGAAGGUGGACGGGCAACUGGUGCAGCGUUUUAACUGGAGUCUUCAGUGCGACGGCAAAGACCUCUGGCGUCUGGACGGCAAUAACUUCUACCCUGAGAAAGGCCAUACCCUUCCCAACGAAGCUAAAAGGAUCGACAUCGACCAGUCCUGGCUGCGCUACGAGCGACAAACGCUCAAAGUGCUCCCGGAGACCGGGGCUAUUGUUUUUUGUGUCCGACUGUAUAUGACCAGUCUGCGUGACAUUGUGCGCGAGGGCAACGGCAUCGAGCUGGCGGACGCGAUUGAUUCGAUGCCAGAGAAGUUGGGGCUUUACAAGAUGCGCCCAUUUUGGGAGGAAGACGUGAUGGCUUUUCUGCGAGGCACGGUUUGA